Anopheles bellator is the source of this 1515-nucleotide messenger RNA. RefSeq lists its product as uncharacterized. The record is from RefSeq and is a predicted model, not a curated record. Bases 1 to 1515 code for a protein of 504 amino acids. NCBI's taxonomy places the organism in Eukaryota, Metazoa, Arthropoda, Insecta, Diptera, Culicidae. The transcript has a single exon.
AUGAGUAGUGUUACGGUUGUGGCGCUAACGCUGGCCCUCGUUUGCCUCUGGGCACGCGAGUCAAGCUGCAGCGGGGCGAUGUACGGAGCUAAGGCAGCGCCCAAGCCGCACGAUGAAUCGAAGCCUGACAAGCGAGUGGGCAUCUACCCGACUACCCCGAACGCCGGAAAGGACUGCUCUUCAAGCGAAAGUGAAGAGCACCACGCUCCAUCGGACGAUCACUACGGUCACUCGUCCCGGAAGUUCCACGAUUGUUACUACGGACACCUGCCGCUCUCGCUGUGCGUCCAGUUGCCCGCGGAUGUCCCGAUGAAGUUCUCGAAGCACGUGAUGCAACAGAUGGUGAACUCGCUCAUGAGGAAUUCCCACGUGCACCACGACGAGGUACCGUGCAAAACACCCAAGAAGCCUUCCCACGGUAAGCCCUGCCAUCAUUCGCACGAGUCGGGCGAGACGAAAGUCAACGGCGAACUGAAGAAACCAUGCCCCAAGGAUCCGUACCAGCAGCCUCCGUGCAAGGUUUGCCGCGAGACUCACGAACAUAAGCCACACGAUUAUAAGAAAUACUCUCACCCCGUCUUCGGGAAGCCAUUGGAGCACGGCAAAAAGCCUUGCGGUUGUUCCGCCGAGUCGUACGACCACCCGCCCAAGAAGGACUAUCCCGGUUACCCGGGUUCGGGAGAAUUCCAUCAGCCUAAGAAAGCGUGCGAACACAAGAAACCCUGCAGUUGUUCCGUCGAGUCAUACGAACCGCCCAAGAAGGACUAUCCCAGGUUCCCGGCGUCGGGAGAAUCUUAUCACCUGAAGAAACCUUGCGAACACAAAAAGCCCUGCAGUUGUUCGGCCGAAUCGUCGCCGCCCGUGUUCCCGGCGUCGGGAGAAUCUUAUCAUCUGAAGAAACCUUGUGAACACAAAAAACCCUGCAGUUGUUCCGCCGAGUCGUACGAACUGCCCAAAAAGGACUAUCCCGGCUUCCCGUCUUCGGGAGAAUCUUAUCACCUGAAGAAACCGUGCGAUCAUAAGAAACCCUGCAGCUGUUCGGUGGAGUCCUUUGUGUCCCCGAAGAAGCCGUACUCCUUCCCCUGCUCCCACGAGUCUGCUGGCUCCCAUGACCACCCGAAGAAACCGUACCAGCCAUACCCGAAGGAGUACUCGUCGGGUGAAAGCUACAAGCCGGACUACUCCACGCCGCAGGUAUACAACGCCCCCAAGAAGCCGUGCGGCGCCCACCCUGAACCGCCCUACUACAAGAGCACCACUCCCGCUCCUCAUCCAACAGCCUACCCUACGCCGCGCUCCACGGCUCAUCCCGUUCCGUAUCGAACGACCUGUACGGCCGGACACUACACCCCAUACACUGAACCUCCACGCUAUCCAUCCAUGUCGUACAAUUCACCCAGCUACCCUAAGCCAACGUACGAACACAAUCGCUACGACCGCAAGGACUGCGAUUCCCCAUCGACCUAUCCCAAACCACCGUACCACUUUGACCAGCAGCCGCGCCAAAAUUACUAG